Toxotes jaculatrix (banded archerfish) is the source of this 591-nucleotide messenger RNA. RefSeq names its product parathyroid hormone 2 (gene pth2). The record is from RefSeq and is a predicted model, not a curated record. NCBI's taxonomy places the organism in Eukaryota, Metazoa, Chordata, Actinopteri, Toxotidae. Gene Ontology annotation, cellular component: extracellular region. Gene Ontology annotation, biological process: neuropeptide signaling pathway. The coding region runs from base 47 to 514 and encodes 155 amino acids. The transcript is spliced from 4 exons.
CAACAUCUUUCCAAGAAGCCUGUCUUCUUUGGUUGUGUAGCGCUGUAUGAGCAGGAUGUCUGGACAGCCUGCUUUCCCCCGUACAUCCAUCCUCUUGAUUUGCAUUCUGGGUAUGACCUUGGUGACAACUGGCUUCCCUCAGCCUCGACUACCUCUCAGAAAUACGGACGAUUCAGAGGAACAUAAACGAGAUGACUGGGAUGUCCUCUUUCCCUCCAUCUCUCUCCGUGAUUGGAGCAUUCAAAUGAUGUCGGCACCCAGUCUCGGAGCAGCGGCCGACAGCAAGGCGGGGCUGAUGAGGGAGGCGUGGCUGUUCGCCCCACAGAGGACAGAGGCAAGCAUGGAGAGGGCGUGGCCUGCUGAGUGGUCGUCUCAGGGAGCCGGGAUGGUGAAGAGGAACAUGGUGGUGGCUGAUGAUGCUGCCUUCAGGGAGAAGAGUAAGCUCCUCACCUCCAUGGAGAGACAGAAGUGGCUCAACUCCUACAUGCAGAAACUACUGGUGGUUAAUUCUUAAUGAUAGUUUAGUCUUUACAGCCUUUAUAUCAAAAAAAACAAAUCACCUCUCUAAAAGAUACACUGGCAACAAACCUU